UGCAACAGAGAAUCAAAAAGCAGUUGCAAUCCAGAGGGUGAAAUGGACAAGGAACCAAGGCCCUGGUCAGCUCAUGCUCUAGCCUUCCCUUAUCCUGCACAGGGACACAUAAACCCCAUUCUUCAAUUCUGUAAGCGCUUAGUCUCCAAAGGAGUCAAGGCCACACUUGUCACCACUAGAUUUCUCAGCAAAUCCAUUCACGUCGACCCCAGUUCCAACAUUGAUCUUGAAACCAUUUCUGAUGGCUACGAUGAGGGCGGCCAAGCUCAGGCAGAGAGCUCGGAGGAUUACCUAGCAACAUUCAAAGCUGUAGGAUCAGAAACCUUAGAAAAUUUGAUCAACAAACUGAAUGAUUCUGAUCACCCUGUUAAUGCCCUUAUAUAUGAUGGGUCCUUCCCUUGGGCACUAGAUGUUGCCAAGCAGCUUGGAGUUCUUAAGGUUGUGUUUUUCACUCAACCUUGUUCUGUCUGCAACGUAUAUUACCAUGUUCAGAGAGGUCUCCUUCCGAUGCCACUUUCAGGGCCAGUCGUUUCAAUCCCUGGACUGCCAUUGCUGAAAGUUUCAGAGACGCCAUCUAUGAUAUAUGAUCCCAGUUCAUACCCUGCUUUCUAUGAUUUGUUACUUGAUCAGUUCAUUAACAUUGAUGAAGCAGAUUGGGUCCUUGACAACUCUUUUCAUAAAAUGGAGGAAGAGGUGGUGGAUUGGAUGGAAAAACGGUGGAGAUUGAGGACGAUAGGGCCAACAGUUCCAUCCAUGUACUUGGAUAAAAGAAUUGAAGGUGAUAGAAACUAUGGAAUCAAUCUAUUCAAGCCUAAUUCCAGUGCUUGCAUAAGUUGGCUGCAGAGUAAACCUAUUGCUUCAGUGGUGUACGUGUCCUUCGGAAGCGUGGUGGAACCUAGAGUUGAACAAAUGAGGGAGGUAGCUUGGGGUUUAAAAAGAAGCAAUUGCUACUUCUUGUGGGUUGUUAGGGAAGCAGAGCUGUCUAAGCUGCCUGAAAACUUCGCGGAGGAGACGGGUGAGAAGGGUUUAGUGGUUACAUGGUGCUCACAACUGGAGGUGCUAGCGCAUGAGGCAAUAGGGUGCUUUCUUACGCAUUGUGGGUUCAAUUCAGUUCUUGAAGCUUUGAGCUUGGGAGUUCCAAUGGUGGCAGUGCCUCAAUGGUCAGACCAGCCUACCAAUGCUAAGUAUGUUGAGGAUGUCUGGAAAACGGGGAUAAGAGCUAAGCCUGAUGAGGAAGGAAUUGUGAGAAGAGAAGUGGUGGAGCUCUGUUUGAGAGAAGUAAUGGAAGGAGAGAAAGGUAAAGAAAUCAGGGACAAUGCCAGGAAAUGGAAGAAGUUAUCUAAAGAGGCAAUUGAUGAAGGCGGAACUUCGGACAAAAACAUUGAUGAAUUUGUAGCUGCAUUAAUUGGACAAUGCCAGGAAAUGGAAGAAGUUAUCUAAAGAGGCAAUUGAUGAAGGCGGAACUUCGGACAAAAACAUUGAUGAAUUUGUAGCUGCACUAAUUGGACAAACUAUAUCAUGAAAUUGUAAUUUCAUAUGGAAAAAUCUAACGAUGUUUCAUCAUUAAAGAAGUGAUAUGGAUAAAUAAAGUUAUUUAAAUCUUAAAAAAUGAAAAAACAUGUGUUGUUUUA
Messenger RNA from Manihot esculenta (cassava), 1631 nucleotides. RefSeq names its product mogroside IE synthase-like. The record is from RefSeq and is a predicted model, not a curated record. Lineage: Eukaryota; Viridiplantae; Streptophyta; Magnoliopsida; Malpighiales; Euphorbiaceae. The coding region runs from base 43 to 1440 and encodes 465 amino acids. The transcript is spliced from 3 exons. Gene Ontology annotation, molecular function: UDP-glycosyltransferase activity.